AUGCUGCCGCACCCGCCUCUCUACCAGCGAAAUCAACGUCAGCCUGCAGUUCGGCAAUUAGGUUUCCUUACUGAGACGUUCAGCAAGAUGCCUCAGUACAUGUGUGCUUCGCCUGCUACCUUGCUGAAGCGUGCAGCUGCGCGGCAAUGGAUCCCUCAACGGCUCUUCGAGCCCGGAGAUAAAGUGCAGACAUUUGACAAGACGAAGGGGGAGUGGAUAUCGGGCGUCAUCGCUGUUAACCACGACCCUCCCAGCUUCUGUGAGGAAAAGGGUUGCUGGGAAUACCCAGUAAUUAUGGAUAGAGCCACCAGGCAGUGUCGCCACCUGAUCUGGUUCGAAGAGAAGGAGCUCAUGGAAUAUACCUGA
Molecule: messenger RNA, 366 nt
Organism: Dichomitus squalens LYAD-421 SS1
Lineage: Eukaryota; Fungi; Basidiomycota; Agaricomycetes; Polyporales; Polyporaceae
Exons: 4
Coding region: 1-366 (121 amino acids)
Source: RefSeq, a predicted model, not a curated record